AGCAUAUAGUAUUUAUUUACAAAUUUAUAACUAUGAUUUCUGUCCUGCAUUAAAGACGUAUUAUGUCACAGUGUUUAUGUACAUAAGUUCGAAUGUGUUUAAAUAUUCAAUAAAUAUUAUACUAUUGCGUUUUGAUUGGGUUUAAUAUAAAUAUCGAGCAAAUUAAAAUCAUGAUACCUGAAUUUUGCGUAUUUUAUGGUGUAUUAACUUUUUCUUGGAUAGAAUUCCUAUGGGAACAGUACUUAACGCUAAGACAGAGACGUGUAUAUAAAACUACAGACAAAAUACCUGAAAGAUUAACCGGUGUACUAGAUGUGGAAACAUUUAUCAAGGCAAAGUCCUAUGGUAUUGACAAAAAUAGCUUUAGUAUUGCUGAAGAAUGGUUUCAUAUGAUAAUUUCAACUGGUUUCAUCUGUUUGAAUGGAUUCACAUUGUUAUGGAAUUUCAGCAAAUAUUGUUUGAUUGAGACUCGUUAUUAUGAUAGUGAAAUCAUGACCAGUUGCGUAUUUCUUCUAUGUAUGAAUACCCUAGGUACAUUAAUGUCUUUGCCAAUCUCAGCAUAUAGCACUUUUAUUAUAGAAGAAAAACAUGGGUUUAACAAACAAACUUUAAAUUUCUUCGUUAAAGACAAGAUUAAGAACUUUUUAUUGGUUCAAGUGAUUUCAUUACCAAUAACUGCAGCAGCAAUCACUAUUGUUAAAUGGGGUGGACGUUAUUUCUUUAUCUGGCUGUGGGUAUUUGCUGUAGUAACUUCAUUGUUCAUCAUGACAAUAUAUCCAGAAUUUAUUGCUCCGUUGUUCGACAAAUAUACACCAUUACCUGAUGGUGUUUUGAAGACUAAAAUUGAAGAGCUGGCAAAGCAAGUCAAAUUCCCUCUUUACAAAAUUUAUAUUGUAGAAGGUUCUAAGCGAUCAGCUCAUAGCAAUGCAUAUUUUUAUGGAUUUUUCAAUAACAAACGUAUUGUGUUGUAUGAUACAUUAUUGAAAGAUAGCAAAGAUAUUAUGAAUAACAAAACAAUCAUAGACGAAAAUGCUCAAGGUGAUAAAAUCGAAGAAAAGGGAAAAGGGAUGAAUGAUGAGGAAAUUUUGGCAGUCUUAGGUCAUGAACUCGGUCAUUGGAAGCUAAACCAUAUUUUAUUUUAUCUUAUAAUAUCUCAGGUAAAUUUAUUUGUUAUGUUAUUUGUCUUUGGAUGGUUGUACGACCAUUCAAUGUUAUACCGAGCAUUUGGAUUUUAUGAGUCAGCCCAUCCAGUUAUCAUUGGUCUAGCAAUUAUUUUUCAAUAUGUGUUCUCUCCAUACAACACUGUUAUAUCAUUUGCUAUGACUACACUUAGUAGACAAUUGGAGUUUCAAGCUGAUGCUUUUGCUAAAAAGCUUGGAUAUGCAAAGCCACUUGAAUCUGGAUUAAUACGUUUACACAAUGAUAAUUUAGGAUUUCCUGUUUAUGAUUCUUUAUUCUCGGCUUGGCAUCAUACUCAUCCUCAACUAUUGGAAAGAUUGGAAGCAAUCUCUAAGACAGACUGAAUAUUUAAUGUUAAAUUAAAAAGUACACACAAUUCCGAUUUAAGAUUAAGCAGUGUUUCUUAUAAUAUAAUAUUUUUAAUUUUUACAUUCUUCAGUUAAGUUACGAGGUAUCAUUUGUUGUGUGAGUGUGCGCAAAUCUUCUAGUCGACACGGCUGUGGACAACCUGGUAAUUCAAUUAAUUCAAUGUUUGAUUCUUUCCAUUCAUAGUCUCUGUUGUAUAAUAGCUAGUUUUUUUUUUAAUUAAUAAACUAUUAAUCAUUUAUUACCACGAAUUUA
This is a messenger RNA of Acyrthosiphon pisum (pea aphid), 1800 nucleotides long. Its product is annotated as CAAX prenyl protease 1 homolog. The record is from RefSeq and is a predicted model, not a curated record. Gene Ontology annotation, biological process: CAAX-box protein processing. Bases 171 to 1523 code for a protein of 450 amino acids. Gene Ontology annotation, molecular function: metalloendopeptidase activity. The transcript is spliced from 6 exons. Lineage: Eukaryota; Metazoa; Arthropoda; Insecta; Hemiptera; Aphididae.